UGCGUUAGCUCCACGUGAAUUUUCACUACUUAAGCUCCUCAGAUCGAUCCUCUUGAUUCAUUCCGCUACACAGGAAGCAAGGAAAACCCACUGUUCUCUCUACUGAAGCUACAAGGACAUCAUCAUCAUACAAUGUCAAAACCCUCGUCCCACGCUGAAGAUUUAUAUCUCUCAUCCUCCACGGAGGAAGAUUCGUCGGCACCGCCGCCGCCACCGCCGAAGGUUGACGUGAUCGACAAAAGAAAAAAUCCAAGCCGCCGACAUCGACGAGCUCGAGCAAGAGGUCAAAACGUUCGUCCCAUACCGAUUCGUAUCUCUCAUCCUCCACUGAGGAAGAUUUGCCAGCACCGCCACCGCUACCACCGAAGGCUGACGCGGUCGAAAAAAGAAAAAUCCAAGCCAUCGACAUCGUCAGCAAGCUCGAGCAAGAGGGUCAGAAUAGCUCCUGUGAAGCCGCGGCACGGCACUGCAGCGGAACUAUUCGGUGCCGAUAGCGAUGACGAGGGAUUAGAAGCGAACCAACCUGCAGGGGAGGUGGGAUCACGUAACCGUCCGUUAUCCAGAACUAUUUUAAUGAAAUGUGACAAAUGUCAAAUUAAAUUGCCUAAGAAUGAAUACAAUGCCCAUUUGAGAACUAAUUUACAUAAAUCGAAUUGCAUAUUGAAAACUGAUUUGAAUAAUAUUGAAAUUAUAGCAACAGCCUUUAAAAACAGAAUAGUCACCUAUCGUCUGAAUGCAACACAAAAUGAAUACGUAACUCCUGAGACGUUUUUGUGUGAUAUCAAAAGUAACAUUAUGAAAGUUGUAGAAAUGUCAUUACGGGAACAUAAAAGUAUCAAAAUAAACUAUGAGCUUUUCGUUUACUUUACAUUACCUCAUUCAGGCAAACAACAGUUAAAGUCAUUCAAUACAAAAUAUGAUGUUAUUUAUGAAAACACAAAUAUCAAUGAACUGUUUGAAAAUACGAUUGAACAUUUAAAAAAUAAAGUUAUAGAAUUUGAGCACCGUGAAUCAGGCUGGUCUUUUGUCGCAAUAAGUCAUUUAGAAGUUAACGUAAACAAGUAUUGUCCGAUGCGAGGAGGUACUUACAUACCUUUACCCCCAAGUGUCAAAAAUACUAAAAGCUGCAUUAAUAUUCAAAACAACGAUAAUUGUUGCUUUUUAUGGAGUAUACUGGCUGGUCUAUAUCCUGCAAAGAAUAAUGUGUGUCGAACUAAAUCAUACCCGCACUAUUCAGAUGUUUUAAAUAUCGAUGGAAUGUCAUUCCCAUUAUCAGUCAGCGAUAUACAGUUAUUUGAAAAAAAUAACCCUGAUAUAAGCAUUUGUAUAUAUGGAUUGGAUAAUAAGUAUGCAGUAACAGGUCCUCUAUAUAGAUCCAAAUCAAAGAAAAAUAAUCAUUUUAAUCUAUUAUAUAUUGAAGUCGUUGGUAAAGGACAUUACUGUUUAAUUAAAGACCUGAUACGAUUAGUUAGAAGACAAGUAACUUUACAUAGAGGCCACAUGCAUUUCUGUGACUCAUGUUUGCAAUUUUUUAAAAGCGAUAAUAAAUUUAAAACACACCAUUGUUCCGAAAUUGUAACAGUUUUACCUAAUGAAAAUACUGUCAUUCAAUUUAAGAACUUCGAACGUAAACAAAAAAUCAAUUUUAUUAUAUACGCUGAUUUUGAAAGUAUGUUAAUUAAUUGUAAUUCAGACAGUAGUAAAAAUACGCAAAACCUAAAAAAGCAUGUCCCGACAUGUUUCGGUUAUUACAUAUGCUGCUCGCACGAUGCAAGUUUGAAUAAAUAUGUUUCUUACAGAGGUGAAGAUUGUGUAAAAGUUUUUGUUGAAUGGUUAAUAAACGAUAUUCAUGAAAUUCACAACAUACUAAUUAAAAAUAAUCCUAUGAAUCCAUUAACAUAUAAAGAAAAGUGUAAUUAUGAGAAUGCUACACACUGUCAUAUUUGUAAGCAGUUUUUAUUUGGUGACAAAGUCCGUGAUCACGAUCACAUUACAUCAGAGUACAGAGGUGCAGCUCAUUCACUUUGCAAUUUGAAAUACAGAAUCUGUUCCUUUAUACCAGUUGUCUUACAUAAUUUGACGGGGUAUGAUAGUCAUUUAUUUAUAGAAGAACUUGCAAAGUACCCCGGGUCUAUCAAAAUAAUGCCACAGUCCAAGGAAAAAUAUUCAAGCAUAACAAAAACUAUAUAUUCUACUAACAAAUCGAGCGCCAAACCAAUUGAAAUAAAGUUUAUCGAUUCUUUUCAAUUUCUUAGUUCCAGUUUAUUUGAGUUAACCAAAAGUUUGAAUAAAGAGGAUUUUGUUAACUUGUCUAAAGAAUUUACUGAUACCCACCACUUUCAGUUAUUAACACGUAAAGGUGUUUAUCCCUAUGAUUACAUUGAUUCCUGGUUGAAAUAUGAAGACAAUAAACUACCGACAAAAGAAAUGUUUUAUAAUACUCUAAAAUCUAAACACAUCUCAGAUAUUGAUUAUAAUCAUGCCGAAACUGUGUGGUCAGCUUUUAAUAUAAUGACUUUAGGGGAAUAUACUGAUUUAUACUUAAAAUGUGACGUCUUGUUGUUAAGCGAUGUGUUUGAACAUUUUAGAAAUACAAGUUUGAAGCAUUAUAAUCUAGACCCAGCCUAUUAUGUAUCUGCACCUAAUUUAAGUUGGGAUGCUAUGCUUUUGUUUACAGACGUAAAAUUACAGUUAAUACACGACUUAGAAGUAUAUCAGAUGAUAGAAAGAGGGAUACGUGGUGGAUUAGCCCAGUGUUCUCUUCGGAAUUCAAAAGCAAACAAUAAAUACACCCCUGAUUUUGAUACUUCUAGACCCACCUCAUAUUUGAUGUAUCUGGAUUGUAACAAUCUCUAUGGUUAUGCUAUGAGACAAAAAUUACCUGUAUCAGACUUUGAGUUUUUAACUUUAGAUCGGGUUAGAAAUUUUGACAUACUGACUAUACCAGAAAACGGUGAACAUGGAUACAUUUUAGAAGUUGACAUGAGUUAUCCUGAUCAUUUACACGAUCUGCAUGCCGAUUUGCCUUUUGCACCUGAAAGGUUUGUUCCCCCAGGUGGGAAGUCAGAAAAGUUAAUUGCAAAUUUAUAUGACAAAUACAACUAUAUCAUUCAUUUCGUACAUUUGAAGGAAUGUUUAAAGAACGGGUUAGUGUUACAGAAAAUACAUCGCAUUCUACGUUUUAGACAGUCUAACUUCUUACAAAAAUAUAUUGAUCUAAAUACUCGAUUACGACAAGAAGCUUCUACUUCAUUUGAAAAGACUUUUUAA
Messenger RNA from Leguminivora glycinivorella, 3270 nucleotides. RefSeq lists its product as uncharacterized. The transcript is spliced from 4 exons. Lineage: Eukaryota; Metazoa; Arthropoda; Insecta; Lepidoptera; Tortricidae. Bases 133 to 3270 code for a protein of 1045 amino acids. The record is from RefSeq and is a predicted model, not a curated record.